AUGGCAGCAUGGUUAGACCUCUCACACGACGACGCAACGAGCUGGUCCCUGGUCGAUACGGGCCGGAUGGAUGACAUCGUGCAGAGCAUGAGCCAUCCCGCCACACAGUACCCGUUCGUCCUCUCGUUCCUGGGCAAUGACAGUCGGGUGGCAGCCCUGCGUGCGCUCUUUCCCCAGAACAAUGUUACCCGCCGAGGACCAGCUGGUCUGGUCCGGUUGCAUCUCAGUACCACGACCGCCAAUACCGAGCAUCCAGUGUGGUUCACCGAGAGCAGUUUCGCCCGCACACCGACGAUUGACGGGUCCACCAUAGCGCCAUCCGCCGACCGUUCUCGACGGUACCCAGUUCGGCAAGGCGGAUUCGAAACGCCGUGUGACAUCAAAGACCACCUCCUCACGAGACUGGUGUUUCCGUGGACGCACGUAGCGUGUUUCUUUGCGGACGGAGAGAACGAGCUGAAGGCCCUGACCAGCUGGUUGGCGGCAACCCAUGGAGACAACCACGCCAGCCCCUCGGACACACCAAGCCUGGUGCGAGUCAUAUUGAUCCUGACGGUCCCAACCGCUAUCUACAACGCCGACCCGGUGGAGGCGGGGUUGCCCGGUUCAGACGUUGCGGGCGAGCAACGGCCGACAAUAUCGGUCCUGGACCUGCGCGAUCGUCAUCAGUUGUCGCCCUCUGCCCUCUAUGCCCCACUGCAGCGUCUCCUGCUAGACGGACUCCAGGACAGCCGGGCAGAACGCAUACAGCAGGGCCUGCUCUUCUCCGCCGUCCAUCUCAAGUUCAUGUGGCAUAGGUGCCUGGUACAAAGUCUUCUGCACCCGGCUGCCCGAACCAAUUGUCUCUCCCUCGCUCGGGAACGACUGCCGGUGCCCUUUGCGUUCCACGAUGGGCUCGCAGACUUGCUCGGGGAGGCGUGCAAGAUCGGGUGCCCGAUCCACGACCUCCGUCAGUUUGUAGCGUCGGCUCUUUUGAUGGACGCCUAUCCUCCAGGGAUGCAUCGCUUCCGACCCCAGCACGUCUGUGAUAGUUUGUAUCGGGAUCUUUGGCUGACAGCACCGAAACUGGGCGAAGGCCCAGACUGGGCCCAACAUGGUGACGCUAUUCGGGAUGCGUUCAUCGACAGUUUCGCCCACAUGGGCCCCCUGAAAACCUCGCUCACAAUCCGGAAAGAGGCACUGAGGUGCUUCGGCGCACAGUGGCCCGACCUCACGUUGCCCACGAUGUGCCUGUUCUGUCUCGGCCGACCCGCGGAACACCAGCUACCCUGUCGACAUGCGCUCUGCGAUACCUGCGUGGUCAUCUUUGGACGGCCGACCCGCGGAGCCGAAUAUCACCAAGAUCUCUCGCAGUGUCCCCUGUGUCAGGGUGUGGUCGAACGCACGGUUCGGCAGUUACCACCGACCAAGCGGCCCGUCGUGCUCGCACUGGAUGGAGGCGAGAUCCGUGGCAUCAUCACCCUCGGCCUCCUGCAAGAGCUGGAGAGACGACUCGCGGGCAGCAUCGUACUAUCCGACAUUCCUGAUCUGACGGCCGGCGUCAGCGUAGGCGCCUUCAUCGGAACGGACAUCGUGCACAACAGUGUCUCCGCCGCAGAUGCCUACCGGAAGUUCCCUGGCUUUGCACGGAAGGUGUUUCCGACCUCGGGUAUCCCGCUGGGUAGAUGGCCCUGGCUGAGAGUCAUCAUAGGCCUUUACAACGAUAGCCUGUACGACGCAGACGCGCUGGAUCAAACAAUUCGGACUGUUUGCGGGCCAACUCGUCGGGUAUUUGACGCAGGGACGACAUCGGCCGGGGGCCAUCGUCUCGCAAUUGUCGUUAGCCGGACAUCUGACGGCAAGCCUGUGGUCUUCCCCGACUAUCAUGGUGUGGGGCGGAUGGGCAUCGAUUCAGGAUAUCAGGUCAUGAUGCGUCAAGAUGGGACUCAGAAUCCCUUAUUGUCGGACGUCGUGGCGGCUCCCGGGUUCUUCCGCUCCAAACUUCUCCCAGGGCUCGGCCCCUUCCAGGACGGGGGAAUCCGCGCCAAUAACCCCCAUGGAAUUGCGCAGGCCGAAUGUCGCCGGGUCUGGCCGUCGGCCCGGACGCAUGAUCUACUCGUGUCCGUCGGAACAGACUACAUCCCAUCGACGGCGGACUCGAACGCCUCCCCCAGCCACGCCGGCCGUAGCCUCCACGACACGGCCCCUCUUCGUCUGUGGCGGGCGUACUGCUCGUCCCCGUGUAUGGACGGGAUCGCAGCCUACAAGGAAGGCCUGCACCAUGUUCCACACGCCAUGCGGUUUCGUACGUUCCGGCUGGACGAUGCCCUGGACGGCAACUUGCCCCGGCUGGACGAUGUCGGACAACUGGCGGCGCUGACGAGCCGGUCGUACCGAGUACCAGACGAGCUGGUCCGAGCGGUGUUGGCUACGUGUUUUUUCUUUGAACUAGACGAGGCUCCUACCCUCAUUCGGGGUCAGUACUAUUGCCGGGGGUCCAUCCUGUGCGCGCGACGGCAGGCACGACGGAUCAUGGAGCGGGUGCUGGUGGAGUUCCCGGGCGCCGAAGAGUUCCUCCACCAGCAUCAAGCCGACGCGGUCUUUGGUCGGUCCGACCACCAAACCGACCGAUGGCCACCUCGGCGAAGGUGCUAUUGCGCGAGAGGGACCAAGCGGGUUGUGCAAUUCCAGGCACCGCCUCCAGAGCGCAAGAAACGGCGUUUAUAG
Molecule: messenger RNA, 2706 nt
Organism: Aspergillus melleus
Lineage: Eukaryota; Fungi; Ascomycota; Eurotiomycetes; Eurotiales; Aspergillaceae
Product: patatin-like phospholipase family protein
Exons: 5
Coding region: 1-2706 (901 amino acids)
Biological process (GO): arachidonate metabolic process
Cellular component (GO): membrane
Source: RefSeq, a predicted model, not a curated record